This is a messenger RNA of Magnolia sinica, 1459 nucleotides long. RefSeq lists its product as uncharacterized. Lineage: Eukaryota; Viridiplantae; Streptophyta; Magnoliopsida; Magnoliales; Magnoliaceae. The record is from RefSeq and is a predicted model, not a curated record. The coding region runs from base 100 to 1320 and encodes 406 amino acids. The transcript has 8 exons.
AUCAGAUAGAGAGAGAGAGAGAGAGAGAGAGAGCUAGAGAUGAACGGAGAAUUGCAGGAGCAGCGAUGAGGAGAUGAUCGGAGAAUUGCAGGAGCAGCGAUGAAAGGCGUCUCUUCGGCGCCUGGCGAUUACAUCCACUUCAAGUCCCAGGUUCCCCUCCACAAGAUCUCCAUUGGAUCAAAACAAUGGAGAUAUUAUGAUUUUGGUCCUAAGGCAGUACCUCCUCUUAUCUGCCUCCCAGGGAUAGCUGGGACGGCUGAUGUAUACUACAAACAAAUCAUGUCCUUGUCCAUGAAGGGUUAUCGGGUGAUUUCUGUUGAUAUACCACGUGUUUGGAAUCAUGUAGACUGGAUUCAAGCAUUUGAAAAGUUUUUGGACGCAAUCGAUGUUCAUCAUGUACAUCUUUAUGGCACAUCCCUAGGAGGCUUCCUAGCACAACUUUUUGCUCAACACCGUCCAAGGCGCGUGAAAUCAUUGGUACUCUCAAAUUCAUUCUUGGAGACACGCAAUUUUAAAGCUGCGAUGCCAUGGUCCCCCAUUGUUAGUUGGACCCCUUCCUUUCUGUUGAAACGAUACAUCUUAACAGGGAUUCGCGAUGGUCCACAUGAGCCAUUCAUUGCAGAUUCUGUAGACUUUGUUGUUUGCCAGGUGGAGACGCUAUCAAGAGAUGACCUAGCUUCAAGGUUAUCUUUAAAUGUGGAUGCCGCUUCAGUUGGAUCUAUCUUGCUAUCAGAUUCAUUUAUCACUAUAAUGGAUACAAAUGAUUACUGUGCUAUCCCACAGCAACUAAAAGAUCAGCUAAGUGAAAGAUAUCCUGGUGCAAGGAGAGCCUACCUGAAGACUGGUGGGGAUUUUCCAUUUCUUUCGCGGCCGGAUGAGGUCAAUUUGCACCUUCAGCUGCAUUUGAGACGGGUAGGAGUCGAAGCUCGACCGGACCUAGUUCCAGGCCCUCCAAGGGAUGGUAGCGCUGGGAGUCCUAGCAAUGACAAAGAUGGAGGAGAAGACAUUGAUGGCCCUCCAAAGGAUGGCAGUGGCCCUUCCACCAACUCUGAAGAAGAUCAUUCAACCCCAGCUCCUGACCCAGCUCCAGACACUGAGUCUCAUAAUUUGGAUGAGCUAGUCUUGAAGAGUGUGAAAACAUGCUCUGUAGAUUGUGGGUCCUUGACAUUUCCACUUCUAUUGGGCCACACGGUCUUGGAGAAUAAACAUAUCUUUGUAGCAAUUGAAUCCAUCGUCCUCCAUGCCUGGGCAUUAUCUAUCCUCUCACUGCUGCCCUUCAAUGUGGAUCGGUGUUGUACACUACUUGGAAGCCCUUGUUAAUAGCUUAAGACUAUUUCUGUGAUAUGGAAUUUCAUGUGUUCGUUAGAAACAUUUGAAAUGUGUUAUUUCCAGCUGGUAGAAGUGUCGUUGAACAAUGAUUUUCUUUCUUACAAAGCAAUUGCUGUUUAUUGAUUUUUAA